This is a messenger RNA of Eimeria necatrix, 240 nucleotides long. RefSeq lists its product as hypothetical. The record is from RefSeq and is a predicted model, not a curated record. Bases 1 to 240 code for a protein of 79 amino acids. Lineage: Eukaryota; Apicomplexa; Conoidasida; Eucoccidiorida; Eimeriidae. The transcript is spliced from 2 exons.
AUGAUAGAAGCGCCAGAACAGCAGGAUGGCUCAAAGGGCAGCGAAGGGGAUUCUGGAACGGGCCGAAGAGCUUUACCUGUUGAGGCUGCUGCUGCUAACGUGGGAAGCAGUGCCGCUAUUGGGGGUAUGGUGAGAGACAACAGCAUCAUGGAGCCAUACAUCAUCGGUGCCUUUGGGGUAGAGUUAAGCAAUCGAGCGAGAUAUAGCCUCUGGCAGCAGAAGAGCAAAAAACCGGGAUGA